CCUCUUUUAAAUAAAUAAAAUAAAAUAUUUAUUUAAAUCAUUAAACCCCCCCUCCCCACCCCACUUGCAUUCUCCUAAAAAUGCAAAUUGCACCUAUAUGUUGAAAUAAAUGAAUUUUAUUUUAAUAAAAAUCCUAUUUUUCCUCACCCACCAAACCCACUUGCAAUCCUAAUCCCCUUCUAGAUUCUUCUAAACCCCUUCCUAAUUAGUCUAAUCCAUUCCCUAAAUAUUGUCACAUUCCUAAGCAACUUGGAGUCACUUCUCAAAGACUCAAAGUAUUUGAAAAGCAUUAAAUGUUUUGUGUGUUCAACAAUUUAACCUCUAAAGUCUUCCAAACCACUCAUGGCUCUUACAUGACCAUUAAUGGUUAAAUCCACUUGUACCUAUGGUUAGGGACUUUGACCCCUAACUUAACCCUCAUAUAACCCAUGUGUCCUCAAGCAUUUAUUGCUUUGACCAUGGUUAUCCCUUUAACCUUUGCACAAGAGUUUAUCUAUUGGAUAAAAGCAUUAUUCUUUGGAUAAUGAAUUUAUUCACUCAACCCAACCUUAACCUUACCUCCCAAGUUAACUCUCAGGUCAUGUCAAGCAUUUAAUGCUUAUUCCCUCUCAUCUCAACUCAUCUCAUGUUGACACUUGUCAUCCUGGGAUUGGGUUGAAAGUCCUCACAUGGAUCCUGACCCUUGUUGAGAUUACUCAAUCUCAACCAUCCAUUGCUCCAUUUUUCUUAUAAAUAGAGCCCAUUUUUUCAUAAUCCAAAUCCUGAAAACUUGUAUGCAUUUACAUUAUAGUGAAUUUUAGAGAAAGAGCAUUUAGCAUAAAUAACAUAUAUUGUCAUUUUGGACAAAAAUAAAUCUUAGUUCAUUUCAUAGCAUAUCUAAUUAGUUUUGUUCACAUUUGCAUAUCAUUUUGAGAACAAUCAUUUGUCAAACUUGAACCUCCAUAAGGCAUCCAUAGUGCAAAAAGCUACUGAGAGCUACACUAAUUUGAAACUUGGAGAGGAGAGGAACAAGGAAUUCAAGUCUAUAAAUCUGUCUCUUAUUUCAGUAGAACUUACCUGUACUGAUGCCUGCAAGAGCAUGCAAUUAUCUCCCAUUUCAGUAGCGUUUAUAUAAUCUUACGUCUUCUAGACCAUAUGAUAGUCUCUCACUUCACUAGUGUUGACAUUGCCUUAUGCCAUUAGACCAUACAGUAGUCUGUCAUUUCAAUGGUGUACAUAAUCUUGCACGUUGUUUACUCCUUUGAGCAUUUCUUUUUUCUCUAAUUUUCUUGAGAUCAAUAUAUUUGGGAAAAAAAAAGAAUAUGGCCCUUUGAACUAGUUUUUACAUUCUCUUAUGUCCACAAGACCACAUAAUAGUCUGUCAAUUCACUAAUGUCUACAUCAUCUUGUGUCUUGUUUUCUCAUUUGAGUACUUAGCUUUUUCCUUCUCUAAUUUCUUUGAGAUCAAUGUAGUUGGCCAAAAAAAACAUUAUGGCCAUUUGAACCGGUUUUCUUAGCUGAUAUAAGUGGAUCUAAAUUUAUGACAUAAAAGACUUGUGAAUUCCUAACUAUUUCAUUAUGUUUAUGGUUUUUUUCUUCCUCAUGGGUCGAUGUUGACCUAGAGGAAUAAGAAUACUAUUUUUGAGCACUUGUGUGCAAAUUAGAUAAUCAUAAAACUCUUAUCCUGAUGAGCGUAGUACUUCUUGAUUAUAUUAGAAUGAGAUCCUAGUAAGGUUAUUGUGUUGCAUGAAAUGGAGUUGAGGAGAACACAAUGAAGAAAACAAAUUUUAGGGAUCCAUGAAAAUUAAUUGUUUCUUGCAUAGAAACUUUCCAUGUAUGACAUCAACAAUCUGUAAAUGAGAAGCCUAAUAAAUUCUUAAAUCCUCUUAAUAGCAAAAUAAUCAGCUGACCCAGUGGGAUCCUCAAUACAUGUGUCCAAUAUGUUAAAAAAUGGUUAUGGCGUAUGAAAUUGCAAUCCAAAAUUUGUAAGAAAUCCUGAGCAUAGAAGGGCAGCUGGGAAAUAGAUUUUGAAGUUACAGAAAUGUACUGUCACUACAUAUCUUCUUUGAUAUCUAUGUUGAUCGACAUGUUUGAACAAAAUGGAAGAAAAAUUUGAAGAAUUGAUAGUUUCUAGUGAGUAGCAUAUAUAGCCAUAUUGUAAACUCAUUUCUACGACUAGCAUUUUCAGAUCACAGAUUGGAAUACAGAAGGUAAGAUCUCAGCCUAAAGUACAUAAUUAGCUCUAUCCAUACUCUGAUUCUAAGCUCAUUUUUUUUGGCUCAAGCAUUUCCAGGGACUCAUAUACAGAAGGUAUAUUCAGUGUAAAGCGCAUAGCUAGCAUCUUAUCCAUACUCUGAGGAAGAAAAUCAGAUAGUGGCUUAGGAUUUCAAGAAACGAAGGGAGAUACUAUUAUCAAAGAUUGAGGGAAAUAUACAACUGACUGAUAGAGCAGCUUUAAUGUUCAUAUUUUGCAUGAUGGCAGUAACAUUCAACAAAGUCAACAAAGGACACUAAAACUUUGUUUAAGUUUCCGAAGGAUGGUGAAAUGGUUAUAGCAUCAUUAUUAUACUUUCUACAAGCCUAGCGACUGAAACCAAAUGAUCAUUUGUGGGUAUUGAUGGUAGUGUUUCCAACCAAAAAUAUGCAUAAUUCAGCUGUUACAGCAGCCAUUGAUCAGCUCUUCUAUACAAUGAUGGGGAGUCAAACUGAAUACAUAUCAUCGAAGUGGAGCAGAAAUUCAGCUCAUAAACUUUUCCGUGAUAUUUAUAUAUGCAUGAUAAAUUAAAGUUGCAGGCAGUGAUGAUUGACAAGUGUCAUCAAAAUAGAUAUACAAGAAAUUCAAAUAUCAGUUAAAGUAAUAUGUUAAAGAAUUAUAGUUCGGUGAUAAUGAAGCAACAAAACAAGUUGUUGAUAUCACCAAGCAGGACAAAAAUAAGCUUAUUAACAGAUUAUCAAUGAAGCAAAGUCAAGAUCUAUGCAAUUGAAAAUGAAUUUUGGAAUACAGUCUUCUAAGUUUGCUAAUGGCGUCAGCAUCAAGUAAAAUCUGAUGCCGUGACAGAAGAGAGAUGCACUCGGAUGAUUUGCAGUGUAGUAAAGAGAUGAUUUGAAGGAUAGUUAAAGCAACAUGGAGAGUCCAAAGAGACUAUAAACUAUUAGAUUUGUAGAGAAAAUAGUCACAGAAGGGGCUUGGUACAUUUUCAUUAUCUUGAUUCUCUAACUAUUGUGGGUUCAAUUGGUUUCCAAGUACCAAGUUAUUAUUGGAUGUUAUCUUUAUUCCUUGUAUAUGCUUCAGUAUAAACGAGUGAUCUGAGAUGAUUACUACUUGCCUCAUCCUAGUACUUCAGUAGUGUAGGAAAGGACAUUGACUAGUGUAAGAGUGAGGAGAUAGAUGUAGGCAGAUGCUUUGGCAUUUUGUUAUACUUGUAACUAGAUAUGAUAGAUAAUACAUUUAUGAUCAUAUGAGAAUGAUUAUGUGCAUAUUCCUUUACUUGAUUUCUUAUUUAUAUUUAACCUUGUUGGUUGUGUUUUUUACUUCUGAUGCAUCCGUCAUGUAAUCAGUCUACAUCAAAUUUUGUACUGAUGAUUAAGAGAGCUCUAUCCAUUGAUUCAGAAGGCCUAUACUCAUUGAAGAUGCUACAUAUUGCUGAUGAGUAUAACAAGAAAAUUCCUGUUCCAGCAUUUCUGUCUUUUUUCUUUCAUUAUGGGUAACUUCCUUUUAUGUUUUACACAUGUAUGUAGGGUUCUAGUUUCCAUUAAUUUAUUUAAAGAAUAUUUGUUUCUUUCUAAUUAGUCACGAACAUAAUGUAGUCAAUUGUGUAAAUUCCUUAGUCUAAAAUGGUGAUCCUAAUAGUGAUAUGUGUUGGUGGCAAUAUUGUACACGGAAAUAAAACUAGUUAAUUAAGUUGUAAUUGUGUUGGUUAGUUGACAACCGAGGGGUGGCAGUUGCGGUGCGACGGUUGGCGCUCGCACCCCCUCGGUAUCUUUAUAUACUUCAGAAUGUAACUUGUAAAGGGACGAAUUAUGAAUGGAAUAACAUCUGAUAUAUUGCAUCUGAUAUCUGUGGCAUUAUUAUUCUGCAUUACGUGUUUUAUCUGUGUGCUUUAAGUUAUUCACCCGAGAGGGUAAACAUUCGGUGCCGUUGCCUAGACGUACUCAGGAAUGGAAAACGCAGAUGGCGCACAAACACGAUGGGCCUACCCGUCGGUGAGAUUAACCCAGAGGCCGACGACACGCAAACGGAAAAAUCAUCAUGGGAUGCAGAGCGUGAUGGCAAGAGGCGAAGGGGAAAUUGAACCCUGUAAUAAUCCCGGCACAAUGUUGAGAUAAAUUGUGGCCGAAAGGAAAAAUAAUUAAAGUUUUUUUUUGUGUACAUGGCGUGCGCUUGCUAUGUACAGAAGUGAUUUAUGCCCAAUGUAUUAAAUAAAGAUAGAAAUAAAAUAAAAAACAGAAACGGACGAGUGGGAGGUCGCGUAGAGGGCCUUGAUUCUGGAGCAGCAAGUAGAACAAAGGCGUAGGCUAAGGCAGCUUGCCGAGGGACGACCGGCCGAGGGGUUGCUCGAAAGGAACCUAGGAGGUGUCACGGAGGUUGCGGAGGCAGAGAUAGACGGAGAGAAGUACACUCUCUACACUGUCGUAGGGUUGCUCGAAGGAAACCUAGGAGUCACGGAGGGUGCCGAAGGCGACCUCUACAGUUCGCCUGAAUACCACCACCGUAAGGUAAGAAGUCGCCAAGAGUUGGUGGAACAAACAAGGCGAAAUCUAAACUUGAUUGACGCUACCAGAAACCUACUAAAAAAUUUGUCCAUUUUGGAGGACAACUGGAGGGAGACGACCGAAGGUGAUGGUACGGCCGACGGUGCCAAGGGAGCACAAGGAUACCGUACGAGAGGCAAUCUGUUCGGUUCGGGGUCAACAACCUUCUCCGGAGGACCCACGAGUGGAGGGUCAGGUGCAGGAGGUGGAGGCGAAGGAUCACCAGGUACAAGCACACAAGGCACCAAAGGAGCGAGACCGAGCGGUGGGAUGGCCAGUAAACAGAAGUUGCCGAAGUUCAACGGCGAUGGGAAGGAAGAUCCCGUUCGCCAUUGUCGAACGUGCGAAACCAUAUGGUCAACGAACGGUGUUACCGACCAAGAUGAAUGGGUAACACAAUUCCCAGCAACCUUGAGAGGAGUGGCCAUAGACUGGUACUCAGAUAUGGACAAGGCCAAAGUCGGCACAUGGCCCGACCUGAAGGAAGAGUUUGGGGUAGAGUUCCGCCUCUUGAGAGAUGACAACGAAAUAGUCGCCGAGAUCUAUGGAACGAAGCAGAACAAGAACGAGACUAUCCGAGCCUAUAGUUGGCGACUAAAGGAACUAUUGGGAAAAAUGGAGAGUCAACCAGUAGAUGGGUUGAAAAAGCGAUGGUUCGUGGAGGGACUAAAGCAUUCCCUCCGAAAAAAGAUGAAAAUCGUUCCACCUACAUCGUACGAAGAUGCAUACAAUAGAGUGAUGGAUCUCGAGAGCGAGACCAAGACAUUGAAGAAAAAGGAGGAGGAGGAUAGCUCGUCCGAGGAGGAUGACUCGUCACAGGAAAGCAGCAGCGACAACGAGGCUGGCAAACGGGUGCAAGCACUCCAGAAAGACAUGGAGCGAAUGAGGAGGGAAUUCAAAACAAUGAGAAGCACCACUUGGACCGAAGGGGACAUAUGGUGCACUGAGUGCAAAGAGGAGGGGCACACAAAGGGUACUUGCCCGAAGAAAGCAUUCUACGAGAUUUGCCAAUUGAUGGGACACUCCACCAAGGAGUGCCCAUACAACAUGAAAACCCGAAGUACGCAAAUGAGCCAAGUGUUGUUCACGGAGCAAGCCACAACGUUCGCACCAGCGGGUACGGCCCAACAAACCAACACAACGGCAUCAUCUGGAGGUUACCGAGACAACAGACGCGGCGGCGGAAGGAAUAGCAACAAUAACAAUAACAGAAGCCAUAUCUAGUAUGAUGCCAAGGGCCGGCCAAUUAUCCAAUGUAGGGCCUAUAAUCAGUGGGGGCACUUCGCCCGUGAUUGCACAAAGGAAGUCACCCCUCAGCACCUCUGCCGAUGGUGUGGGCCAGGCGACCACGAGGACGCAAAUUGCCCACAGGUAGGGGUUAAUCUCCUCAACAUUGAGAAGGCUGAGAAGACUGGUGAGAAAGAAGUACUGGCGAUCAUCCGUGCCGAGACGAAAAAGGCCACUUAUCCCGACCCCUGUACGGAGAAGGAGAGAUUACGGGAGGCAAAGGCCAAUAUUGAACAUGAGAUGAUGGUUGAACAAUGGGACAACGAGGUGGCGAGUACAUCAUCCCGUACAGAAGCGGAAAAUAACAUCAUUGGGCAAGUAUUGCAGAUGGAAGUACCUAUAAGGGUAAAGGACCUUCUAGAAACAAUGCCACAGUUAAAAACCGCCAUUUUUAGUUCCAUACAAUCCACUACGCAGGCACCUUUGCGUGCCACACGGGCGGAAGUUUCGGUCAGCCCCUCGGCUGACCCAAUGUUGUUGGCCUUAAAUAGUGGUCGACAUCCUGCUGUAGUAGAGAUGGGAAUUCUCAAGGCUAUCCUCAAAGACAACAUCGUGGACGGAGGUUCGGGGGUGAAUGUACUGCCAGAGGAUACGUGGAAGAGGCUGGGGAAGCCAACACUAUGGCCACCCACGUUCAACUUGGUAGGUGUAGACCAGCACGGCAUCAAGCCACUCGGCACCCUGAUGGGCCAGCCGGUCACCAUCGGCACGCAACCUUUCAUACUAGAUUUUGUGGUAAUCCCAAUCAAGAAGAAGGGGUACGACGCCAUCUUAGGCAGAGGGUGGCUGGUUACAGCAAAGGUGAACCACGACUGGAAAAAGAACACUCUUUCUAUGGAGAAAGGGGGGCGGAAGUUAACCAUUGAUCUGAGGACCCAGGUUGUUGACGAGGAACUGGCAUCAUCUUCGAAAUCAGAGGAUGAAGAAAAAGGCGACCCGAGGGACGAAGGAUGGGACUGCAGGGAGCCCAACGACGAAGGGAUUCUCAAACUAGGAGAGUGCUCUGAGGAUGAGACAAGGUCAUUGAAUGGGCUCUUCCAUUGGUAGAUGGAGGAUUAUGAAAUGUUCCAGAGCUACAGGCUCGAAGUAGAGGAACCAAAGCAAGUAACAAAGGUGUACCUGCCAGAAUACAUAGAAUAUUGGAAGGGAGACGCCCCAAACCUCAGUGACGUAGAUAAUCCGAAGAUCAAUUGUGUCAGCAACGAUUGGAACCCUGUGUGGAAGGCCACAACCUUCAAAAUCUUUAUUCUUCUUCUUCUUCUUAUGUACGGGAAGGAGACUGUGGUCCCUGUAGAAUUUGUGGUUCCAAGUCUUCGGAUGGCCAUCGAAAAUAGACUUGCCACCAACGGGUCCAAAUUGAAACCCUACCACAAGAAGCGCGCAGGGGACUCGAGAGGCCGGAAGGACACCCGAGAGUCCAGAGGGGGACCCAAUAGGAUGGAAGGGGACUCGAGAGGCCGGGCAGGCGACUUGAGAGGCACAGAACCAACGCGGGAGACUCUUGGGCGAGGAAAACCGAGAAGGAUGAAGGGCGAUCCCAAAGACAGGGCACCCGAGCUGACGACUCCCUAGACAACUAAAUUGGGAAAUUCGAAAAAAAAAAAAGUGCGGUCCGUAUGACGACCGUACAAAAAAAAGAAAAAAAAAAAAAGAAGAAAAAGAAAAAAGAGAAAGCCAUGGUGGAGCCACCGUACGGUAGCACCACCAUGCGAUGGCAACACUGGCGGUGGGACCACCGGGCGGUGGCAACACCGUCAGUGUGACCACCGAUGGUGGCCCACCGUGCAGUGGCAACACCGAUGGUGGCCCACCGUGCAGUGGAACGGUGGCAACACCGACGGUGGACCACCGUGCGGUGGAAACCACCGUUGGCGCAAGGAAUAAAGGCGCGGAGAAAACGCAAACAAACACGUAGCCCCCACACAAACAAACACAUAGCCAUACGGUGGAGGGGUGUUGACCGCAUGGGAAGGUGGUCAUACGAUUGGAGGUGUCAAUGCUGUUGUUGACCGUAUGAGGAGAUUGUAUGGCUGGGGUGCCAUCAGGGACAUUACAAAGGAAACUUUUAAAAAAAAUAAAAACGACGACGACCAGAGUGAAAAAAAAUUUCAAUGACAUCGGAGCCAAGACGCCGAAAAUAUUAGAGUGGAGAAGAAGGGUUUUGACAUCAUAAAAUAUCACAGAAAUGAUGCGCGCCAUGGACUUUUGUGUGGUUCUGAGGGUUGUAAAUUGGUGUUGGCGGCAAGGAAAAACGACGACGACCAGAGUGAAAAAAAAAUUUCAAUGACAUCGGAGCCAGGACGCUGAAAAUAUUAGAGUGGAGAAGAAGGGUUUUGACAUCAUAAAAUAUCACAGAAAUGAUGCGUGCCAUGGACUUUCGUGUGGUUCUGAGGGUUGUAAAUUGGUGUUGGCGGUGGGGAAAAAUGACGAUGAUGACGACCAGAGUGAAAAAAAAAUUUCAAUGACAUCGGAGCCAAGACAAUGAAAAUAUUAGAGUGGAGAAGAAGGGUUUUGACAUCAUAAAAUAUCACAGAAAUGAUCGGAGCCAGGACCCCACGAGGGGCACUGCCCCUCGACCCCGCUGGGGGCACUACCCCCAGACCCCCAGUUUAUUUUUGAGCUACAAUACACUUUUUGAGUUGGGCAAAGGGCAUCAAAGAAGGCACGGUAAGUGUUGGGUUGUCCCGUACUGUGAGAAAGAAGCCUAUAGCUAAGCAUUGGCGGGGAAGCCAUAAGCCGUAGAGGGAGACGGAUUUGGAGGUUGCGAACAAACAGAGUUUGAGGGAAGGCAUUGCUGACACGCGAAGUCAUACGACACUAGAGAGUUAUUCAGUUCAGUUAUCAGCCUUUGGGGAGUGUGAUGGAGGAUUUGAGGUGUCUCGUAGCCUUUUUGACAGAGGGUUGUGGCCACCUCCAGGCAUGAAUGGUACGCUUUGAGGAACUUGGAGUAUGUCUCGGCUGGACGUGAGGUUGCCUUGGUGGAUGCAGAGAGGGCUCGAGAGGAGCUGACCACCAGGUUGGAGGUAGUACUAGCGUGAGACGUAGCUCAGCGUACCCAGGAGUUGGAUGCCGAGAGGGCAACGCCGGUGGCUAUCGAGGACAAAUUGGCUAGGGAGACAGUAUCAUUUGAGUAGCAGUUGGUGGAGGCUGAGACUGAAAAGCAUGUUUUGCAGACAAGUUUGGUUUAGGCACAGGAGGACUUUGAUGUCAAAAGAAGCAAUAAUGGUGAAAUCCGCACUUGAGCAUCAGAUGGUAGCAGAAAAGGGUUUUCAGGCGAGGACGCAGCAAGUGUAUAAGUUUCGGGCUCGACCGGCGUCAGCAGUUCUAUUUAAUGUCAUCUCUAUUUUGUGUUAAGUCGUCCGAAGACGACUUCUUUUCUUUUGGGGGGAUGAUGUUGGCGGCAAUAUUGUACACGAAAAUAAAAAUAGUAAAUUAAGUUGUUGUGUUGGUUAGUUGGCAACCGAGGGGUGGCAGUUGCGGUGCAAUGGUUGGCGCUCGCACCCCCUCGGUAUCUUUAUAUACUUCAAAAUGUAACUUGUAAAGAGACGAAUUAUGAAUGAUAUAACAUCUAAUAUAUUGCAUCUGAUAUCUAUGGCAUUAUUAUUUUGCAUUACGUGUUUUAUCUGUGCUUUUUAAGUUAUUCACCCGAGAGGGUAAACAAUAUGUAUUAAAGGGAAUUUACCUACAAAGUUCUAGUGGAAGAUCCUUAAAUCCUUGAAAGCUAACACAUUUAUAUUCUUUGUCAAAUUAGCUUUAUUUUUUGCAUUCUCCUUGAUCUUGUUGAAUUUUCAUGUAACUUAUCCUUCCCUUUCCACUAAGCGUAGCUUAUUCUCUGAACAUACUUUUUUAAACAAAUCCAUUUUGAAAUGGAAUAUGUUAGACAAGAAUACAGUUAUUUACAAUCAAAUUUUGAUAGAUUUAAGGAAAGAUAGAAGCAAAAAUCCAAAGUAAGAAGGAAUAGGCACCAUGUGUAACAAACUGAAUUCAAAACAUCCUGCUAACAUUUGAAGAGUCCUUAACUAAAUCUAAAAGAUAACAGCUUAAUUUUGAAUUAAUGGUUUCUUCCAUACACAUCUUGCAUGAUGAAUAUUUGUCGAGGCAGAAUCUGAAUGCUAAUUUAAGUACAAAGUGCAUGCAUGCAUAUUUCUAAAGGAAAUAUAAGCAUUCUAAUUCCAAUUUACAGUAGACAUUAGCCUUUUCAAAGAGGCAAAACUAGCUUACAAAUGAAUGAAACUUGCAGAAUUAGUAUUAACUUAUUAUCCAUUUGUUCCAUUGCUCCGUAUACUUCCGAAGUUGUCUGCAUGUAUGUUUCCUAAGCGAUGGCGUGUGAAAAUUGCAUCUUUUUUCUUAAGUGUAUGGUCUAGAGUUUCUAGUCUUAAAUUUCAUUACUGUUGCAUUCAUCAUUUUCUAUUGAACUUUGUCUUGAU
Molecule: messenger RNA, 10445 nt
Organism: Cryptomeria japonica (Japanese cedar)
Lineage: Eukaryota; Viridiplantae; Streptophyta; Pinopsida; Cupressales; Cupressaceae
Exons: 2
Coding region: 5002-5955 (317 amino acids)
Molecular function (GO): nucleic acid binding; zinc ion binding
Source: RefSeq, a predicted model, not a curated record